Molecule: messenger RNA, 3022 nt
Organism: Macrobrachium nipponense
Lineage: Eukaryota; Metazoa; Arthropoda; Malacostraca; Decapoda; Palaemonidae
Gene: Sec71
Product: brefeldin A-inhibited guanine nucleotide-exchange protein 1-like
Source: RefSeq, a predicted model, not a curated record
AUGGCAUGGACGCCUUUCCUGGCUGCUUUCUCUGUUGGCCUGCAAGACUGUGAUGAUGCAGAGGUUGCUUCCCUCUGUUUGGAUGGCCUGCGGUGUGCCAUCAGAAUUACUUGUAUAUUUCAUAUGACUCUCGAGAGAGAUGCGUUUGUACAGUGCCUCGCCCGUUUUACUCUUCUUACUGCUAACUCUCCCCUUACUGAAAUGAAAGCCAAGAAUGUUGACUGUAUCAAAACACUCAUCACAGUGGCACAUACAGAUGGUAACUACUUAGGAAAAUCAUGGUUGGAGAUCCUAAAGUGUAUUAGUCAGCUGGAAUUGGCGCAGCUGAUUGGGACAGGUGUUAAACCACAGUACAUAAAAGACUCAGGACUAAAAAUGCCUCAUGAAACUUCAAACUUCCUGGAUGCUUUCCCAGAAUUCAUUACAGGGGAGCAGAAGAAACUUGCACAUAUAAAAGAAUCUAUGGGAGAAACCUCGUCUCAGAGCGUUGUUGUGGCGGUAGACAGAAUAUUCACAGGGUCCACAAGGUUAGAUGGAGACUCUGUUGUCCAUUUUGUAAGAGCUCUGUGUUCAGUGUCCUUGGAAGAGCUAGCAGCACCAUCUCCGCGCAUGUUUUCUUUGCAGAAAAUUGUAGAGAUCAGUUACUACAACAUGGGUCGUAUCAGGUUGCAGUGGUCCAGAAUAUGGGAGGUCUUGGGUGAACACUUCAACAAAGUUGGCUGCAAUCCAAAUGAAGACAUUGCUGUGUUUGCUGUAGAUUCCCUGCGGCAGUUAUCCAUGAAGUUCAUUGAGAAGGGUGAAUUCUCAAACUUCCGCUUCCAGAAAGAGUUUUUGCGUCCGUUUGAACAUAUAAUGAAGAAGAAUAGGUCUCCAGUAAUCAAAGACAUGGUGGUAAGAUGUAUCACGCAAAUGGUAAACUCUCAAGCAAAGAACAUCAAAUCUGGGUGGAAGAAUAUAUUUAGUGUAUAUCACCUAGCAGCAUCCGAUCUAGAUGAAAAUAUUGUUGAACUAGCGUUCGAAACUACAAAAGAAAUCAUAUCUCAAAUCUACCAAAAGCAUUUCAUGACCGUCAUAGACUCAUUUCAAGAUUCUGUUAAGUGCCUAAGCGAAUUUGCAUGCAAUGCAUGUUUCCCAGACACUAGCAUGGAAGCGAUAUCACUCAUCAGGAAUUGGGCGAAGGAAUAUGUGGAUGAAAAACCACAGGUAUUUCGUGAUCACAACAUAGAAGACAUAACUGUUUGUUCAGAAGAUCGAGUAUGGGUUAGGGGCUGGUUCCCCAUCUUAUUCGAACUUUCAUGCAUCAUCACACGCUGCAAGUUGGAUGUCAGAACAAGGGCAUUGACUGUAUUAUUUGAGGUUGUGAAAAAUUAUGGAGGCUCCUAUGAAUCACACUGGUGGAAAGAUCUCUUCCAGAUUGUGUUCAGAAUAUUCGAUAAUAUGAAACUUCCAGAACAGCAGACCGAGAAAAAUGAGUGGAUGACUACAACAUGCAAUCAUGCACUGUAUUCUAUUGUGGAUGUGUUUACGCAGUAUUUUGAAGUCCUCAGUCCCAUCCUGUUGGAAGAUUUAUAUACUCAACUUCACUGGUGUGUACAGCAAGAUAACGAGCAGCUAGCGCGAUCAGGCACCAACUGUUUGGAGAAUCUUGUGAUUAGCAACGGGCCCAAGUUCACAGAGAGCACAUGGGAUAAAACGUGCCAGUGCCUUCUGGAUAUCUUCCACUCUACACUACCACAUGCACUCCUUUCUUGGAGACCUCCAGAAUCCAGUCCUCAGCUUCAGAAUAGUGGAGGAAAUGUGAAUGGGGACUCAAGAGCAUUUAGUGGGCUGUUAAUCCGUUGUGUUGUCCAGUUGGAGCUAAUUCAGUGCAUUGACAACGUUGUAUUCUUCCCUGCAACGAGCAAGAAGGAAGACCAAGAAAACCUGGCUUUAGCUCAGGCUGGUGAUGACCCUAUACCUGUUUUAAGAGAACAAAGAGAAGACCAAGGGAUGUAUCGCCAUCUUUCCUCAAGUCAGCUUUUCACCCUCCUCGAUUGUCUCAUGGCAUCACAUUCUUUUGCUAAAUCCUUUAACUCAAAUCAUGAACAAAGAAACCUCUUGUGGAAAGCUGGCUUUAAGGGUAGUGUGAAGCCAAACCUCCUCAAACAAGAGACCCAAUCGUUGGCAUGUGCGCUUAGAAUACUCUUCCGCAUGCUGGGUGAUCCGUCCAGAGAAGAGGAAUGGCCUCAGGUUCAAGAGAGACUAAUAUCUGUUUGUCGCUCAGGCCUAGAGUAUUUCCUUAGUUUACCUGAAUCGCACCGUGAAGCUUGGACCAACCUUAUUCUUCUGUUCCUAACAAAUAUUCAUAAAAUGUCCAAUGACCAGUUUGCAGCCCAUGCAUCCAACUACUAUCCUUUCCUGUGCGAGAUAAUGUGCUUCAACUUGAAGCAUGAAUUACGGGCUGUGUUGCGGCGUUUCUUCCUGCGAAUUGGCAUUGUGUUCAAUAUAACGCAUCCGAGCAUCCGCAGCCACACUAUGUCGACUUCAUCUGCAAACUCCGUUUCUCAGAGAGAGAGACUACCCAGUGAACAAUAAUGUUUAGUUAUAGAAUAGAGGUUGCCAAAUAAGUUAAUUAUGAUCACUUUUUAAAGACUAUCGGUGACUGUACAAAUUUCUGCAUUGUAAAAGUCGUGGAAGACAUCGUAGAUCUUGUAAGGUAUUUCAUAAUGAAACUUUGUACAUUCUUUGGGAGAAGGUUUGUGGUGAUGACUUUUGAGUGCAAUGAGAAUGUUAGAAAUACUUUGAUGAUGUAUUCCUAGAGUUAGUAAGCGUGUUAUAUUUAUGCAUAAUUUUAUAAGAAAAUAUCGGUUAAAAACUGUAUAAAAUUCUGAAAUGAGGCUGAAUUGUUAACAUUUUUUUUUAAAAGGAGCAUUUAAACUAUUUUCAGAUUUAAUCAUGUUGUAUAAAACUACCACAUACAGUAGGGCAGUACGUAUAUAUAAACAGUAUAUAGUAUUGGCUAGUAGAGUGGACUGUUGAAUCA